Messenger RNA from Pteropus alecto (black flying fox), 3558 nucleotides. It is a transcript of the gene HOXB6, whose product is annotated as homeobox B6. Lineage: Eukaryota; Metazoa; Chordata; Mammalia; Chiroptera; Pteropodidae. Bases 2249 to 2923 code for a protein of 224 amino acids. Gene Ontology annotation, biological process: regulation of transcription by RNA polymerase II; anterior/posterior pattern specification. The record is from RefSeq and is a predicted model, not a curated record. Gene Ontology annotation, cellular component: nucleus. The transcript is spliced from 2 exons. Gene Ontology annotation, molecular function: RNA polymerase II cis-regulatory region sequence-specific DNA binding; DNA-binding transcription factor activity, RNA polymerase II-specific.
UGACUCUAAGGAUAAGUUUUUUUCCUGCUUCUAUCACAGGGGAAUCUUACUUCAUCCAGACUUCACAGGCAAGCCCACACCUUCCAGUCCUAGGAUGGGGACAUUGUGGCUGGGAAGGAGGCAGAGAAGACUGAGGUCCAAGGCCCAGCUUCCGUGGCAGUGGGAGGGAGGCGCAUAUGGGCACUAUCCCACCUUGCUUCUUCUGCCCAAAUGUCCCCCAUUCCUCUGUAGGAGUGGGCCCAAUCGCAGCUAGAUUGGAGCAUUUAUUAUUCUCCAUCAUGAGGAGGCUCGAGCUUAUUUUUCUUAAAUCUUGAUUAAACAGCCAUAGAGUCAGGCUAAGAAGGGAUUGUCACUUGGCUAUGAAGGUCCAGCUUAGAAGUUGUCCUGAGUUCAGGAAGCCCUUGCAGGCUGCUUUGUAACCAACUGAGUUCCCACUCUUAGUCACCAACCUCAGCCCUCUACCAUUUUCCCUAGUGUCUUAUAUCAUCUUCAGUGGGCAGAGCUGGCCCACAAAAAGGAGUCCAAAGAGCAGUUUCAGAGGAGGCUCAGCCUGGCCCUUUCAUCAUCAGAUUUUGUUCCACAUCCUGACCCACUCCUGGCCCCAGGUCCAAAGGUGGUCACCCUUUACUGCCUGGCAUCCACAUGCAUAUAGAAACAUCAAAAAUGCAGCUCAGUCUUCUAGCCUGGCUUCAAUGCUUAUUUUCCUUAGAUGAGAGCCGGAGAUGUACACUCUCUCUCACACCCAAGCUUUGUACAGCAGUAAAGCUGGUGAUCCACACAUGAGAUGUGCGAGAGAUCGUAGAGAUGCUGAGAAGGGUAGUGAGCAUCUGCAGAGGGGAUGCUGGCUGAUAGUUGUAAGCUGCUUGCUAAGUCCUCAGGAGGACUCGAACACCCCUCCCUCCUUAUAAAACUAAACCAGAAUCAAGUCUUGGGAAACAGUUAAUUUAAAAAAGAACUGCCAGCUUCUGAAGAGACUUGGGAAAGGAGCAAGGGCCCUUCUCUUCCUGAUGGUCUCUGAUCACCUCAAAUAUCAGGAGAGUUUGAGGACACUAAAUUGAAGGAGGACCGAUUUCUUCCCUAUACCCACUUUCUGAGACAACCUUGAUUCCUAAGAAAGUGUAGCCCAGGAUAUUAGUAAGUCUUUGCUGGGUAGGAGGUGGGGGUGGAGUGAGGGUUGCAAGAAGGUUAGGAACCAGAUAAACCUAGGCUGGGGGAUGCCCCUCAUGACUCCUCUCCAUAUCUCCAAGUGAGGAGAGGACUAGUCCCUUUCACCAGUGCCCCUUCCUGUGCCAGGAGUAAGCAGUGCAUACAAGAACCAUACGAAAUGUCUUAGGCAGCAGCAGCCAUAGCCUUCAAAAAAGCUCCUAGCCUAGCUGAAGAGCCAGAGGGAGAAGCUUGAGCUCAGACCCUCCUCCCAUUCCCCAGCCAUCCAGGGUCUUCUGGGCAGCAGGCUUUGGCCUGCUGCUCAGACCAUAAGAGUUGCAGAGAAGUAGGAAUAAUAACAACCCCGGGCUUGGAAGAGAUAGAGUAGAUCUGAGAAACAAAAAGAACAGAACGGUUUUCAAAACCUGGAGAAAAGAUAAUUUCUUCUUCACCUGUCUUUUCCUGGAAAUGAUGCUAAUUAGUGGAGAACUCUUCUCCCCUUGGACCAACACAAAAUCCUAGAAACAAACCUUCUUCUUUAGUUCUCUCCUAGCCCGAUUGAGAUUCGAGAUUCAGGGACUGUUACCCUUCCUUUGAGGGAAUGGGGCUCAAGCAACGCAGGGGUUAACUUUUCUGAAACACAAUUAACUUUUUCCUAUCCUGCGUGGGGAGGGGAGGGAUAUAUUUAUUUAAUCACUAGGGGAUGGGGUGGUCUCAAUCCAAAGCUCCCUCCUCCCUCAAAGGCACAGACGCCUCUUUCGCAGAUCCUACGUAGGUGGAACAGGACGUGUCGUGUUGUUGGGGGGAGAGAGAGAGAAAGGAGAAAGAGAAGAAGGAGAAAAAAAAAGGUUGAUAGGUUUGUGCGCGGGUCCCUCGUGCGGUCUGCGCUCCUCCUGGGUGCUAUUUGACAAUUCCUGCCUCUGCCAUUGGUCAGUGUUGGAUCAGAUGGUUGUAUUUCCUUCUGGCCCUCACUGGCACCUCGCCAUCCCCCCUCAGCUAAAACCCAAUCUCAGAUAUACUACUAAUAGGCGCGGCGCUCGGACUAUAAAACACAACAAAUCAUAAACCCGGCGGAGCAGCAGCGGCCGUGCGCGCCUCCCUCCCAAUGAGUUCCUAUUUCGUGAACUCCACCUUCCCCGUCACUCUGGCCAGCGGGCAGGAGUCCUUCCUGGGCCAGCUACCGCUCUACUCGUCGGGCUAUGCGGACCCGUUGAGGCACUACCCCGCGCCCUAUGGGCCCGGGCCGGGCCAGGACAAGGGCUUUGCCGCUUCCUCCUAUUACCCGCCGGCGGGCGGCGGCUACGGCCGAGCGGCGCCCUGCGACUAUGGCCCGGCGCCGGCCUUCUACCGCGAGAAGGAGUCGGCCUGCGCGCUCUCGGGCGCCGACGAGCCGCCCCCCUUCCACCCGGAGCCGCGGAAGUCCGACUGUGCGCAGGACAAGAGCGUGUUCGGCGAGCCCGAGGAACAGAAGUGCUCCACGCCGGUUUACCCGUGGAUGCAGCGGAUGAAUUCGUGCAACAGUUCCUCCUUUGGGCCCAGCGGCCGCCGCGGCCGCCAGACCUACACGCGCUACCAGACCCUGGAACUGGAGAAGGAGUUUCACUACAAUCGCUACCUGACCCGGCGGCGGCGCAUCGAGAUCGCGCACGCCCUGUGCCUGACCGAGCGGCAGAUAAAGAUCUGGUUCCAGAACCGGCGCAUGAAGUGGAAAAAGGAGAGCAAACUGCUCAGCGCGUCUCAGCUCAGUGCGGAGGAGGAGGAAGAAAAACCAGCCGAGUGAAGGGGCCGGAAAGGGAGAAAGAGGGACGCGAAUGAGAGGCCCGUGGGGAGCCGAGGGCUGCAGAGAGCCCUGUGAAGGCUCUGCGGGCGGGGGGAGCCCAGGAACCUGCUCUCCAGCACACGACAGGCGGGGCCCAGCGCUCUCCUGGACGCCCCCACCCGCAGAGCUCUCGCUGGGUUGUGGGAGGCCGGGCCGCCUGAGCCCAGCCAGCACCCCGCGCGCCCCCUCCAUCCCCGCGGAACCCGCCUCAGCCCGAUCAGACUUCCCCUGUGAGAACUGAGGACCGGACUCACUUGAUGUUUUUUGGAAGCAGAGCAAAAUACUCUUGUUCGUGUCGCGUCUCUUUUCGUCCCUGUUCCCUGUGCACGGUUCAAUGGUAGCUUCGCAGUUCCCUCAGCGGGGACCUCGAAGACUUCCUGACCCCAGACCGCUCUCCUCCCCCCUCCCCAAAGCCACUGGAAGGAGCACAUACUACCUAGAAGUAAGAAGAAGAGCCUCAGAAAAAACAAAGUUCUAUUUUAUUAAUUUUCUAUGUGUUGUGUUUGUAGUCUUGUCUUAGCUCUGGACGUGAAAUACUUCGGUAAUAAUAUUAAUAUUAUUAAUAAUGAUAAUAAUAAUAAAGACAUAAAAACUCA